Molecule: messenger RNA, 1691 nt
Organism: Episyrphus balteatus (marmalade hoverfly)
Lineage: Eukaryota; Metazoa; Arthropoda; Insecta; Diptera; Syrphidae
Product: SOX domain-containing protein dichaete
Exons: 1
Coding region: 380-1447 (355 amino acids)
Biological process (GO): positive regulation of transcription by RNA polymerase II; anatomical structure morphogenesis; cell differentiation
Molecular function (GO): DNA-binding transcription factor activity, RNA polymerase II-specific; RNA polymerase II cis-regulatory region sequence-specific DNA binding
Source: RefSeq, a predicted model, not a curated record
UCAGUCACUGAGAUACAUUUGUCGAGUUAAGUUGUUCUCGUUUGUUUUGCUUUCUUAUAUUCCACAAAAAAAAAUCAAAGAAAUAAAAAAAAGAUAAACUUAACGAAAAAAAAGAACUAAAUUAAUCACCCAAUAUAUCUAUCAAUCUAUCUUGUUUUGUAUCUGAAAGAUUCAACUUGUGCGUGAUGAUAAACUGUAUCGAUUAAAAAAAAAAAACUACCUAUCAAGUGUUUUUAUUGUGUAAAAAGAUACAAUAUCUAUCUAUCAAAAAAACUUAACGAAAGUGUUUGAAAAAAACUAAAACAAAAACGAUAAAAAACAAUUUUUUAAAAUUUUAACCGGUUGUUUUUUAAACUCACCCAAAAUUUAUCUAUCGAGAAUGGCAACCCUAUCGUCGCAUCCACAGUAUGGAUUCCAUCUGUCGAGCGGCGGUAUGGACAUGCCCACACCCGGCGACUAUGCCCCCCAAUCCGGCUUGAGCCCCUCCGACAUGGAUAUCAAGCGAGUUAUGCAUUUCUCACAAAGCGGCAGCUUGGCAGCAAUUUCUGCCGCCAUGGGUGGUUCACCCGUCGGCGGACACAGUGCUAGCAAUGGAGGUAACCCUAUUAUGGGAACAGCCAGCAUGGGCAAUCAUCACAUGUCCCUUGGCCAGCAAAAUCACUCACCGAAUUCGAGUACUGGCAGUGUGAAUGGUUCAGGAGGACAUCAUCCAACUUCGCCGGGACAAGAUGGACAUAUUAAACGGCCAAUGAAUGCAUUUAUGGUAUGGUCACGAUUACAGCGGCGGCAAAUUGCCAAAGAUAAUCCAAAAAUGCACAAUUCGGAAAUUUCUAAACGUCUUGGAGCCGAAUGGAAAUUACUUGCCGAAACUGAUAAGCGACCAUUUAUCGAUGAAGCGAAACGUCUUCGAGCUUUACACAUGAAGGAACAUCCUGAUUACAAAUAUCGCCCACGUAGGAAGCCCAAAAAUCCACUCCAUGCUGGUCCACAAGGUUUGCAAAUGGGUCCCGGCGGCAAUGCAAAGCAACAGAUGAAUGGCAGUUCGGCGGGUUCGUAUAAUCCUUUCCAUCAACUUCCACCGUAUUUUGCACCAUCACAUCAUUUGGAACAACCCUAUCCAGUUCCGUAUUUUGGAGGAUUUGAUCCAUUGGCCUUGUCGAAAUUACAUCAGACACAAGCUGCAGCGGCGGCAGCUGCUUCGAAUCAAUCACAACAUCACCUUGAAGCACAAAAAGCUCCUCAACUACCACCUACUACCUUGAGUUCUUUCUAUUCGAAUAUUUACAGUGGAAUGUCGGCACCUUCUUUAUACGCGGCGCAUACAAAUGGACUUUAUAACACCUCAACAGCAUCGUCACCUGGAUCGAGUCCGGGUACAAUGACGCCAAAUAAUAUGGUUGAUUCGAUGGAGAGUUCGCUGAGAAGACCAGUGCCGGUGCUUUAUUAAAAAAAAAAAAAAAAAUAACAGCUCCCUCGAAAAUAUUUCGCUCUAAUUUAGUACAACUUCAAAGGAUUCUCAAAAAAACAAAAAAAAAAAAAAAUAAGUCGUAAAAAACAAACCCUUUGUGCAAAAGUGAUUAUUGAAUGUGGUUCUUCAAACAAAAAAUAUAAAUAUAAAAAAAAAUAUUUAAAUUUAAGAUUGUAGUUUAUAUAAAAAAAAAAAACAAAAAUUUAUAUAUAGAUAAAAACAC